Molecule: messenger RNA, 735 nt
Organism: Glycine soja
Lineage: Eukaryota; Viridiplantae; Streptophyta; Magnoliopsida; Fabales; Fabaceae
Product: protein FAF-like, chloroplastic
Exons: 1
Coding region: 1-735 (244 amino acids)
Source: RefSeq, a predicted model, not a curated record
AUGUCAGUGAGUGGAAGCCUUCAACAUAUCUUUGAAAACCCUUCAUUGCCAGAAAACCCUAGCCUCCUCGAAUCCCUCUCAGGGAUUCGAAUCAAACCACCCGUGAAAUCCAUCCACUCCUUCACCGAGAUAUUUGGUGAACUCCAUUUCAAGGAAAACCACCACCACCACCACCACCACAACAACAACAACGAAUAUGUUUCAAACACCACUCCAACAACAACAACACAACACAAAAACAUGCAUCUGUGCACUGAAGGGCUUGGCUUUGAGAGCUCCGAUGAUGUUGAAGACCGCAAGAAUAACGAGGUAAAUAGUGAUGAGAGAGAGAACGAAUGUUAUGAAAACAAAAAGAGUUUAGGGUUGGAAGAUUGGUGUGAAUGGAGGACGAGGUCGUCAAUUAGGGUUAAUAAUAAGAAGAAGAAUGAUGGGGUGGAAUACCCUCCUCCGAUUUCCAGCAUAGGGAGGAGUGGGAAGCCUUGUGUUAGCUUCAUGUCUUAUAGGGACAAUGGGAGGUUUGUUCUUAAGGAAGUGAGGAUACCCAUUCAGGAGUUCUUGCAUGCUCAUAGGGAAGAUGGGAGGUUGAAGCUUCACUUUGUGCAGCCUGAUCAGGAUGAUGACGACGGUGACUGUUGCAACCAAGAAGAAGAAGAGGAUUAUGAUGAAGUAGAAAGUGUAGUGGGAGAAGAACAUAUGGGAAAAGAAAAUGAUGAUGAGAGUGCUAUAGAUAUCUAG